This is a messenger RNA of Mercenaria mercenaria, 4705 nucleotides long. Its product is annotated as serine--tRNA ligase, cytoplasmic-like. Gene Ontology annotation, biological process: seryl-tRNA aminoacylation. NCBI's taxonomy places the organism in Eukaryota, Metazoa, Mollusca, Bivalvia, Venerida, Veneridae. Gene Ontology annotation, cellular component: cytosol. Bases 66 to 1592 code for a protein of 508 amino acids. Gene Ontology annotation, molecular function: ATP binding; serine-tRNA ligase activity; tRNA binding. The transcript is spliced from 11 exons. The record is from RefSeq and is a predicted model, not a curated record.
CUGAAGUAAUCGAUAAUUCAAAUCACACUUUUUUUUACCGGCGAGACCGAGACACGAAAGAGAAAAUGGUCUUAGAUAUUGAACUGUUCCGUAAGGAAAAAGGAGGAGAUCCUGAGAAAAUAAGGGAAAAUCAGGCGAGACGCUUUAAUGAUGUUACUUUGGUGGACAUAGUUGUUGAACACGACACAGAAUGGAAAAAAUGUAGAUACAGGGCUGAUCUGCUGAAUAAGUUAAAGAAUGUCUGCAGCAAGGCUGUUGGAGAGAAGAUGAAGAAGAAGGAGCCUGUAGGUGAAGACGAGCCUCUGCCAGAAGGUCUGCAGGAUGAUCUGGAAAAUGUCAACCAAGAAAAGUUAGCAUCUCUGACAGUGACCCAGAUCAAGAAACUUCGGGUGUACAUAGAUGAACAAGCCAAGCAGAACGAUGCUGAUCUUAUAAAGCAUGAGACACAGAGGAAUGAGGCUCUGAAGGAGAUGGGAAAUUUUCUUCAUGAAUCCUGCAUCAUUUCAAAUGAUGAGGAUGAGAAUGGUUUAGAAAGGAUGUAUGGUGAUUGUGAAACACGGAAGAAGUACUCUCAUGUAGACCUUAUAGUUAUGAUUGAUGGUGUGGAUGACACCAGAGGAUCAGCUGUUGCUGGUGGUAGGGGCUACUAUCUAAAGGGUCCUGCAGUAUUUCUAGAGCAAGCACUAAUCAACCUGGCCAUGCAGUCAUUGUUUACUCAGGGAUAUACCCCAUUGUAUACCCCAUUUUUUAUGAGGAAAGAGGUCAUGCAGGAAGUUGCUCAACUCUCCCAGUUUGAUGAGGAACUCUAUAAGGUUAUAGGUAAAGGCAGUGAAAAUAAGGAAGAUGGCAGCAUAGAUGAGAAAUACCUGAUUGCCACAUCAGAACAACCAAUUGCUGCCUACCACCGUGAUGAAUGGAUACCCACCGAGUCUCUGCCCAUCAAAUACUGCGGCUACUCUACGUGCUUCAGACAGGAGGUUGGAUCACAUGGCAGAGAUACACGAGGUAUCUUCAGAGUACAUCAAUUCGAAAAGGUGGAACAGUUUGUGCUGACAUCACCUCAUGACAACAAAUCAUGGGAGAUGAUGACUGAGAUGAUUACCAAUGCUGAAGAGUUUAACAAAAAGCUCGGAAUUCCAUAUAGAAUAGUCAACAUAGUCUCGGGUGCACUGAAUAAUGCUGCUUCCAAGAAGUUAGAUCUGGAGGCCUGGUUCCCGGGAUCUGGUGCAUACAGGGAGCUGGUUUCCUGCUCAAACUGUUUGGACUACCAGGCAAGAAGGUUGAAGGUCAGGUAUGGCCAAACUAAGAAGAUGAACCAGGAGGUAGAGUAUGUUCACAUGUUGAAUGCAACAAUGUGUGCUACAACAAGGACCAUCUGUGCCAUCCUGGAGAACUAUCAGGUGGAGGACGGUGUUCUAGUGCCAGAAAUUUUACGCAACCAUAUGCCACCACAAUACAAAGAAAAAAUACCAUUUGUGAAACCAGCUCCGAUAGAUGAACAAGAGGAAAAGAAACAGAAGAAAGGAGGGAAGAAAGAAAAACCGAAGGAUGUUUCAAAGAAAAUGGAUGAGAUGGCAAUUGGUGACAACUAAAUCAUGACAGAAAGAGUGUGAUUUUAACUCUCCACUUAAAAAAAUGUGAUAUAUCUAUUAUUGUGUGCAAGACGUUGGUACAGCAAGUGGCAGAUAUAUAUUGAUUACUUUUAAUGACAUAUUUUGAAUUAAAGUUGCCGGAAAUUGCAUAGCAUACUAAAAAUAUUCCGUUAUUAUGUUUUACUCUUAUUAUUCCAAAGGACAAGAAAAUUAAUAUAUUUUUUCCUAUUUUUCUAUCUUGCAGAUAGGUAACCAGAAAUUGUUUAGGUUGUAGUUCCUUUUCUAAUAUGUAGGUCAUGUCCCAGUAACAGCUAUAUUGAGCAGUCACAUAAUUCAAUAUGAAAUACACAAGAUAAAAUUUUUUUAUCAGUGUAUUAAACUUUGGGUUUGUGAUUUCGCUCUUACAGCAACUUUAGAUUUAUGUAAAAUAGAUUUACAGAGAAUUUUUUUAUCAAAUUGCAUUACAAGUCUGUUCUUAAUUUAUUUUAUGUAUUUUGUGUGUUUCAAAAAGAAAGGAAAACUGAAAAGAAUUUUAUAAAUGUGAUCAUGUACUAGAAAAUGAAGCGGUAAAGGUUUUGGUACUGACUUUGGAAGGGUGACAGUGAUAGUUACCCUCUCCAUUUAUCUAGAAAAACAAACUAAAACAUUGUUUUGUUAUUUUCUUCCUUGUUUUGAAGUUUUUGCAAUAUUUAUAUUAUAAUGUGUUUACAUGUAGUUAGGUCAAAAGAAUGUCUGUUUCUGAGCUUUCAGUUAAAAGCAGUUGACCAGUUGUUAAUAUGGCUGUUUCUUCUUUUGUUACUUUGGUAGUUUUGGUUUUGAACAGAGUUUAAACAUGAUUUUUAGCUCACCUGAGCAUGAAGUGCUCAAAGGUAAGCUUUUGUGAUCACCCUUUGUCCGUCGUCGUCCGUCUGUCGUCAACAAUUUGACUGUUUACACUCUAGAGGUCACAAUUUUGGCCCAAUCUUCAUGAAUCUUAGUCAGAAUGUUACCCUCAAUUAAAUCUUGGAUGAGUUUGAUAUUUGGUCAUCUGGGGUCAAAAACUAGGUCACCAGGUCAAAUCAAAGGAAAAGCUUGUUAACACUCCAGAGGUCACAAUUUUGGCCCAAUCUUAAUGAAACUUGGUCAGAAUGUUACCCUCAAUAAAAUCUUGGAUGAAUUCGAUAUUGGGUCAUCUGGGGUCAAAAACUAGGUCACCGGGUCAAAUCGAAAGAAAAGCUUGUUAACACUGUGGAGGUCACUUUUAUGACUGUAUCUUCUUGAAUCUUGGUCAGAAUGUUAAUCUUGGUGGUCUCAAGGUCCGGUUUGAAUCUGGGUCAUGUAGGGUCAAAAAAUAGGUCACCAGGUCAAAUCAAAGGAAAAGCUGAUUAACACUGUAGAGGCCACAUUUAUGACCACAUCUUAAGGUAGUUCUGCACGUUUUGAUCGAAAUUGUUUCUACAAUGUUGAAUUUAAUUAAACUCUGAUUUUUCAAAACUUCAGAAUAUACCUAGAAAAUUCAGCAAAUAAAAAAGAUAGGGUCGCGUGUUUGAUUUUUUGCUAGACUGAUUUGAAAAAUAGGGACCUCACGCAAUACUUCAUAACGGGAAUCUAUGGGAAAAUCAUAACAUUCAUAACAUUUUCGUGUAUAGAAAUUUUUCUGCAAUGUAGAUUUUGAUGAAACUUCUCACAAUUGUAAAUAAAGACAUGGCCUAUGAUUUGAUGAAAUAAAAUGUAUAGGUCCGUGUUCUUAUUUUUGAGAUAUUUGACCAUGAUUUAAGUAAACUGGACAUUUCACGCUAAUUUUAAGAAAUUAUUUUGUAUUAUUUAACGUGUGAUAUGUUUUAGUAUCAUAUUUCGACUUUAGAAAUAUAGCAACAGAACCACUAAUAAAUUUACUCACAGGUUGCGAUUAAUCCAUAAAAUGAUUUUCAUUUCCGUACGCUGAAUCCAGUCUAUAUUCUACGUUUUCCGGAAAAAUGACGUUACGCCAUCACUUCCGGUUUAUCAAACGUGCAGAACUACCUUAAUGAAACUUUGACAGAAUGUUGAUCUUGAUGAUCUAUAGGUCAGGUUCAAAUCUGGGUCCGGUGGGAUCAGAAACUAGGUCACUAGGUCAUAUCAAAGGAAAAGCUUGUUAACAUUCUAGAGGUCACAUUUAUGACUGUAUCUUCCUGAAACUUAGUCAGAAUGUUAAUCUUGAUGAUCUUUAGGUAAAGUUCGAAUCUGGGUCAUGUGGGGUCAAAAACUAGGUCACCGGGUCAGAUCAAAGGAAAAUCUAGUUAACACUUUAGAGACCACAUUUAUGACCAUAUCUUAAUGAAACUUGGUCAGAAUGUUUAUCUUGAUGAGCUUAAGGUCAAUAGGUCAGGUGAGCGAUACAGGGUCUUCAUGGCCCUCUUGUUUGUUUAAGACACGUAGCGUCGCCUCAGCUCCACAAUGUCCAAGCUGACAUUUUGAAAAAAAAAAAAUGCAUGCAUAUCAUCGGUAAGGUCUUUCAAAGAUCUGCAUUAUGAUAAUACUUAGAACAUUCUUACUUGAUAUCAAAUGAGAAUUUUAUCAUACUUUAAAGUUGUUUUUCCCCAAGGUGAACUUUUGACCUGUUUAGAAAGCUGUGGAAUUGAGGUGAUGACAGUGUUAUUGCUUUUAUUGUAGUGUUAGUUAAACAGACUUAUUUUCUGGAUAAUGGAAGUUUUGCGUUUUAACCAAAUUUAACCUUUAGCCUGCUGGCGGCAAGGUAUUCUGCCUUUGCGACCAGUGCAGACCAAGAUCAGCCUGCACAUCCAUGCAGUCUGAUCAUGAUCUGCACUGUUCCGUUAUUCAGUCAGUUAAUUUUCAGUGAACACCCCUUCAAAUAAUUAAUGGUAUUGUCCAAAUUGAAAGAUGGACCAGUCUGUUUUAGAAAUUUAACAGGCUAAGGGUUAAACAGACUUAUUUUAGUUUUGCUUUUUAACCGAAUUUAAUUGAGACUGUUACAGAAUAAGGAAUAUGUUGUGCUAUAAAAUCUAAUGGAGAAACUUUUUAACACAGUUGUUUAUUUUAACUUUAAAAUCAUACCAUGUUAAUGUAUUGUGCAUAAAAGAAUAACAAUAUGUCAUCAGUUCAUAUUUAUUGACCAAUUAAAACGUACUGUAAGA